AAGAAACAGAAAUCACAAUUUCUUUUCUGCAGUAAUAGUUUUUGAUACAUUUUUGAUAAGAUAGAAUUUUGCCUUACUUGGAAAUAAUGGACAAUUACCGUUGCAAACGUUGCGGCAAUUUAGUGACACGAGGUGAGGAUCACACUUGCUUCCAUCACAAGAAAUUUGACUGUAGGUAUUCACUACAACGGCCAGUAGAAUCGGAUGAAAACCAUGAUGAAGUAAAAGACAAAUCUACAGAAAAUUCGAAUGAGGAUCAACAAAGGACUUCUUCUGAUAGUUCAUAUUUUAAUCCUCUUUCAGAUGUUCAGGGGAUUGAAAUCCAAACUAAAGAAAUUGCAUAUUUUACUGCUUCUUCAGAAAAUGUUGAAUACAGUUACAGACCUGUCCAGUCUUUGAAAAAGGAUAAAAAGGAUUUUAUGGAUGUUAUAGAAUAUGUUAUCAGAAAUGCUCUUUCAGAUAUUAAUAAUAAUGUUUCUGGAACUGCGAAUUCAACUGAGAAUCCUGAUCUGCCACCAGGAGAUGACGAGCCCAAAAAUUGCAAAAUGCGAGUGUCAGAAUCUGUAAAUGAUGAACAUAUUUCAUCCGAAGUGCACUCUCAGGUUCACAGUAAGAAGACGAAAGUGACUACCUACGUGAAGGAACUUCAUUCUACCAAAAAAGAUGACAAUGCUGUGGCUGGACCUUCCGGAGUCCGUUCUUGUCAGAAGAAAUUUCAUAAGACAUUCGAUACGAAAUAUACUACUGAAACUCGUCCUCGUGCACACACUGACUAUAUACCCUUCAUCUGUAAUAUAUGUAAUAAACAAUUCUUUCUGAAAUCAGCUUUCGACGUACAUUACAGAAUCCACACCGGCGAAAAGCCUUAUGUGUGUGACAAAUGCGGAAAAAAAUUUAAUCAGAUAGGAAAUUUCAACGUACAUUGUAGAAGCCACACCGGCGAAAAACCUUUCGUGUGCAAUGUCUGUAAUAAAGGUUUUGCUAGUAAGAGUUAUCUGAUGAAACACUUUAGAAUCCAUACUGAAGGAAAGCCUUAUAAAUGUCCAGUUUGUGGAAAGACAUUCAUGACAAGCCGCGAUUGCAACGAGCAUCGCAGCAGAAUGCACGAGUGAAAUGUAUCAGUAAAUUAUAGAAAUAAUUAUUUUACACUUCUAUAAAACUUUUUUACAUUCUUUAUCAAAUUAGAAUGAAUUUUAAGUCAAAGUUGUCACAAUUUUAUUUUUAAAAUCAGUCCAAGAAUUUUACUACUUUGCGGAAGUAUAUUUCCUGAUAUCAGACCUGUAAGAUAUUAUUAUUUUAUUAAUAAUUGACAAUGAAAAUAUACUUUCAGCUCAAAUGCAUUUAUAUCUAAGUGUUUUACCAUUGUUUCUAUCUUUUAAAAUUGUUUUAAUUCUAUUAAAAAUUUAGCCAAUUUAUAUAAAAAAAUACA
Molecule: messenger RNA, 1429 nt
Organism: Argiope bruennichi
Lineage: Eukaryota; Metazoa; Arthropoda; Arachnida; Araneae; Araneidae
Product: zinc finger protein 432-like
Exons: 1
Coding region: 87-1112 (341 amino acids)
Biological process (GO): regulation of DNA-templated transcription
Molecular function (GO): RNA polymerase II cis-regulatory region sequence-specific DNA binding; DNA-binding transcription factor activity, RNA polymerase II-specific
Source: RefSeq, a predicted model, not a curated record